CUUUGUUGCACUAUAGUAGACAUGUGCUUGUGCGCUCAUGUUCGUUGAUUUGUCGUCUAUUUCCUGCUUUGUGCAUACAUAGUAGGUUCAUCGUAUCUAGUGGCGUCGAGCCCUGCAGAGCACCCCCAUCACGCCCCAAACUUCUACCUAAGCUGUCAGGCUUUCUAGGGGGGCGGUGUGAGCAGGUGGAUUGGAAUUUCCGAGGUGAACAAAGGCGUUUGCCCUCGGAUUGGAUCGCACACAACUGCGGUUAACGUCAGCUCGUGGCUGCGCGGCAGCGACGACUGGAGCCAGCAAAGGCCGCCCAGGCGCUUCGAAUCUCGGCGCACGCACGCUUGAUUCGUUCACUGAAGUACUUAGAUUGAAUCGGAUCGAAUCGACUCGGAGAGGACCGAACUGAUUGGGAUUGUGCUGCAUGCUUGGCUCCGACUAGCCCAGCCCAGCCCACACGGCGAUUGACGAACUCAAAUAAAACUUACUCGGCUCUGCGCGCUGCGAGUCGAUAGAGAGAAUAACAGAGAGUCGCCCCGAGCACCAGCCAACGAGCACCAGCCAUGGCGUCAUACAAUGCCUACCGCAACAGGAUGCAAGCGUUUAGGGAAGCUGGCAACAGUGGGCGCUGGAACCCGUUUGCCCAUAACCGCAGCAAAAGCCUGACACUCCCACACACUUAUGAUGAGACCGGCGGUGACCUCGAAGGCCAGCGACUUGGGCCCGCCGCUAGCGCACCAGAGCCACCAAGCUCAGCCGGCAACGAGAGCAAGGAGACGGCAGCCCAUCGCCCGCAGACCGGAGAGUCGAGCGCAGAGCUCCGCCCAUCGGAGCAAGACGCCCAGGAGUCGUCGGCCACCGUAACCCAGCCCAUCCUCCGCCAGAGGACGUCCGCCAGAGAUCAGUCGUCAGAUGCCACGGCCGUGCCCGCCCCGGAGACGGAGAAGCCGAAGAAGAAGAAGAAGAAGGAAAGGACCUUUUUCAAGCACCUCACCCCCAAGGAGCCGUUCACCGUCAGGAACCAGAUCCAACGAACCCUGUUCGGCGGCUGGAUCAACAUCCUGCUGCUUGCCGCACCGGCAGGUAUUGCCAUCAACUACAUCCCCUCCGUCAGCCGGGUCGCCGUCUUUGUUGUCAAUUUCAUUGCCAUCGUGCCCCUGGCUUCCCUGCUCGGCUUCGCCACCGAGGAGAUCGCGCUGCGGACCGGCGAGACGAUAGGCGGCCUGCUGAACGCCACAUUUGGUAACGCGGUCGAGCUGAUCGUUGCCAUCAUCGCCUUGGUCCACGACGAGGUCGUCAUCGUCCAGACCUCUCUGAUCGGCAGCAUCCUCUCCAACCUGCUCCUGGUCCUGGGCAUGUGCUUCUUCUUCGGCGGCCUCCACCGCCAGGAACAGUACUUCAACACCACCGUCGCCCAGACCGCCGCCAGCCUUCUGGCCCUGGCCGUCGCCGGCGUCAUCGUGCCCACCGUCUUCGACAUUUCCAGCAAGACCCCCACGUCUGAUGUCGCCAAGCUCUCCCGCGGCACCUCCGUCAUCCUCCUGGUCGUUUACGGCGCCUACCUGUUUUUCCAACUACACACCCACUCCGCCGUCUUCGCCCAGGAGUCGCAAAAGGUCGAGGCCAAACCGUUCAAGAACCCCAUGCGCAGCCAGGUGCUCAAGGACGGCGCCGUCGCCCAGGGCUUUGUCGCCCCCGCCGGCGUCGCCGGUGGCUACGGUCUGCCGACCAGCCGCACCGACAACGAGAAGAUGCGCGACAUCCUCACCAACCCGCCGCGCAAGAGUCUUCUCCAAGAAGGCGAAGAGGAGGAAGACGACGAAGCCGAGGAGGAACCUCAGCUCCACUUUGCCGUCGCGGUCGCCCUCCUUACCAUCUCGACCGUCGUCAUCGCCUUCUGCGCCGAGUUCAUGGUCGACGGCAUCAGCGCCGUCACGGCCGGCGGCACCGUCUCGGCCGAGUUCGUCGGCCUCAUCCUCUUGCCCCUCGUCGGAAACGCGGCCGAGCACGCCACCGCCGUCACCGUCGCCAUCAAGGACAAGAUGGACCUUGCCAUCGGCGUCGCCGUCGGCUCCAGCAUGCAGGUCGCCCUCUUCGUCAUCCCCCUGCUCGUCAUCAUCGGAUGGGGCAUGGGCAUGGACGCCAUGGCCCUCAGCUUCGACCCCUUCCAGGUCGCCGUUCUGUUCGUCGCCGUGCUGUUGGUCAACUAUCUCAUCGCCGACGGCAAGAGCCAUUGGCUCGAGGGCUUGCUGUUGAUAUGUCUGUAUUGCAUCAUUGCCGUCUGCUCCUGGUGGUAUCCCACUGAACACGGUUCCGAGGGAAGUAAGAGCACGUUGACCUUAUCGUAAUGCAUGCGGCCGGAGCUGGGCACCCCGAGACUUGAGUUGGUUUGGUGGAGUUGCAUGUACAUACAUACAUGUAAGAAAUGCGUUGUUAAAGAUGGGUCCAUAAAAUUUC
Messenger RNA from Thermothelomyces thermophilus ATCC 42464, 2448 nucleotides. RefSeq lists its product as uncharacterized. Lineage: Eukaryota; Fungi; Ascomycota; Sordariomycetes; Sordariales; Chaetomiaceae. The coding region runs from base 555 to 2339 and encodes 594 amino acids. Gene Ontology annotation, molecular function: calcium:proton antiporter activity. Gene Ontology annotation, biological process: intracellular calcium ion homeostasis; calcium ion transmembrane transport. The record is from RefSeq and is a predicted model, not a curated record. The transcript has 5 exons. Gene Ontology annotation, cellular component: fungal-type vacuole membrane.